AUGGCAUCCCUUCCGCUACCUCGUGUCGAGUCCCUGGUGGAGUGCGCCUCCUUCAAACUUACGGUUCUGCCCUACCUUGCCCAGGUGCAAUGGCUCCCCGCCAGCUUGCGCGAAGCUGGUCGGAAUCUGGAUAGCUUGAAGGAAGUUUACCUGGCCACCAACCCCUUGGUCUCCGCACUUGCGUUGUGCUCGGUCUUAGCUGGGAUUUUCUUUUUGGCCGCGGAAAUCAACCGCAAUUUUUCGCAAGUAGAUCGCUUGUGGAGCAUCCUGCCUGCUGUCUAUAAUGUGCAUUUUGCCGCUUGGGCGCGUUUGGCUGGUAUUCGCACGCAGACUUUGGACACAAUCGCGGUGAUCAGCGUACUUUGGAGCGUUCGCUUGACCUUCAACUAUUGGCGCAAAGGAGGCUACUCGAUUGGCUCCGAGGACUACCGCUGGGCCAUCGUGCGCUCGAAGGUGAACAACACCUUCCUUUUCGCCAUCUUCAACUUCACUUUCAUUGCCGCGAUCCAAUCCCUCUUGCUCCUGCUCAUCACGGCCCCGACCUACGCUUUCGUGAUCGCCGCAUACAACCAGGGCACCGAGGUGUUUGAUCUCUCCGAUCUCGCCUUCUCCCGCUUUGCGAUCUUCUUGAUCGUUAUCGAGUACUUCGCAGACCAACAGCAGUGGAACUUCCAGACCGCGAAGCACGAGUACCAGAAGAAUGCGCGCAUUCCCGAGCCCUACAAGGACCAGUACACUCCCGAGGAUCUUGAGCGUGGCUUUGUAGUCAGCGGUCUUUGGUCAUGGUCGCGCCACCCCAACUUUGUUGCUGAGCAGGCCGUGUGGCUGACCAUGUAUAUCUGGGCUGCUUACCGUACUGAGACCUAUGCGUCAUGGCUUGGACUUGGAGUCGUGGGCUACCUGCUCAUCUUCCAGGGUAGCACCCGCUUGACUGAAUCCAUCAGCGCUGAAAAGUACCCCGAGUACAGCGAGUAUCAGGCUCGCGUUGGCCGAUUUAUCCCCCGUCUGUCCGUGGAAGCCAAGAAGUCCAAGCCCGCGAGCAAGAAGGCUGCUGCCAAGAUCGAAGGAGCUGAGGCUACCGAGGAGAUCGAGGCCAAGAAGAGCAAAUAA
This is a messenger RNA of Penicillium daleae, 1110 nucleotides long. RefSeq names its product DUF1295 domain protein. Lineage: Eukaryota; Fungi; Ascomycota; Eurotiomycetes; Eurotiales; Aspergillaceae. The record is from RefSeq and is a predicted model, not a curated record. Bases 1 to 1110 code for a protein of 369 amino acids. The transcript has 2 exons. Gene Ontology annotation, cellular component: membrane.